UGAAAAAAAACAGGUGACUGUUUCUGGAGAGUUCCUGGGGGGAGGCAUUGGGUUUUUCUCGACCCCCCUUCCCCCUCCCUCGCUUCUCUCUCUCUCUCUCUUACGAAACCGCUAGGGUUUCCGUGUGGGAGAUGUAGCCGCAGCUCUUUGAUUUUAAUGGUGAGGUGACCUCGAGGUGCUCCAAUGGCGGCGGGAGGAAAGAAGAGCGGCGAUCUCUACGACGUGCUGGGGUUGAAGAAGGAGUGCUCCGACGCCGAUCUCAGGAUCGCGUAUAAGAAGCUCGCCAUGAGAUGGCACCCGGAUAAAUUCUCGGCCUCGGGAAACGCGAAACGCGUGGAGGAAGCGAAGGAGAAGUUCCAGCAAAUACAGGGAGCCUACUCCGUUCUCUCCGACUCCAGUAAGAGAUUCCUGUACGAUGUUGGGGCCUACGACAGCGACGACAACGACGACGACGAUGACAACGGGAUGGAGGAGUUUCUGGGAGAAAUGGCCCAGAUGAUGAGCCAAACAAAACCCAGUGAGAGCGGCAACGAGACGUUCGAGGAGCUGCAGCAGCUGUUCGUGGAGAUGUUCCAGAGCGACCUGGGCUCCGGAUUCGGCCGCAGCGGAACCCACGGUUCUAACGGCCACGAUCGCGCCUCGUCGUCGUCGAUGUCCCCCCCGGGCCCGACGUCGAGUAGUAGUAACGGCGGGAGCAGCGGUAACAAGAGGGAUAGCUCGGCAAUGAGCUCGGGGAAGGCGAGGACCGACGGGUUCAACCCGAGUUCCAACGCGUUCUGCUUCGGGAUAAACGAUUCGGGGAAACCGUCGAGAGGCGGAGGUGGAGGUAACGGUGGCGGUAGCAGUAAGAGAAGGAACGGGCGGAAGCAGAAGGUGUCGUCGAUGUAGCACGACGUCUCAUCCCUCGACGCCGAAAUCUCCUCGGCUUAGAUAUUAAUCGAUCCUUUAAUCUCUUGUUAAUUCACCAUUCGCCACCGCGUCGACAUUGCAGGGGGGAGCAGAGAGUGAAGUGUGUUGUUCUCUUUUUAGUUCAGGUUUACUUGUUAGAUUAAUGAAAUGGGUUUUAACUUAUGAAACAGUGUGUGAUCUUAUAUUCGUUUAAUUUAGGAUUUGUUUGGAUGCAUUAAUAUAUUUAUAUAUAUAUUUUUUUGGGUA
Molecule: messenger RNA, 1155 nt
Organism: Ananas comosus (pineapple)
Lineage: Eukaryota; Viridiplantae; Streptophyta; Magnoliopsida; Poales; Bromeliaceae
Product: dnaJ homolog subfamily B member 6-like
Exons: 6
Coding region: 184-888 (234 amino acids)
Source: RefSeq, a predicted model, not a curated record